AUGGAAUCUUCAGGUGAUCCCGCUACUCCAAAUACUCAGUCGGAUACUGCCGUUGAUCAAAACACUGGAGAUAUGAUGGAGCGUCCUGUCGCUUUGUCCGCACGAUUAAGGGAGCAUCUUCGGAACUUAAGUAUCACCGGUGAAUCAGAAAAUCCAUUUGCCAUUUCUUUCGAGGAUGUUGCUGCCGCGUCAUUCCGAAUCCGGAAAGGAAUUGUGAGGACACCAUGCGAGAAAACAAGAAUUUCUGAACUUGAGGACAUAGAGCUGUACUUUAAGAAAGAGUUCACGCACGUGACUGGAAGUUUCAAGGAACGCGGAGCAAGGAAUACGCUGCUUCUUCUAACGGAGGAACAAAAAGAAAAGGGAGUAAUUGCUGCGUCAGCUGGUAACCAUGCUCUUGCUUUAGCGUACCAUGGACAGGCUUUAAAUAUUCCGGUAACUGUAGUUAUGCCAGAGAAUUGCACCAUUGUGAAGGAAAUGAAAUGUCGAAGUUAUGGAGCCAAGGUCUUAAAUAAAGGACACAACCUCGCCGAGGCAAAGGAUUUUGCAGUGAAACUUGCAAGAGAAGAAGGUUUGAUGUAUGUGAACGGGUACGACCAUCCUCAUAUUCUCGCUGGACAGGGCACAAUUGGACUAGAAAUUCUUGAGCAGGUUGAUGACGUCGACGCCAUAAUCGUUCCUGUUGGUGGUGGAGGAUUGAUUGCAGGAAUUGCAGUUGCAAUAAAAAGUCUAUAUCCACGGUGUCAAAUAAUUGGAGUUGAAUCCGAAAUGUGUCCAAGUUUCAAAGCAGCUUUAGAUGCUGGUAAACCAGUCAAAAUUGACGCUCAUCACGCAUUGACACUAGCAGAUGGGUUGUGCGUGCCAAAGGUUGGUAAAAACGCCUUCGAAAUUGCUAAGAACUACGUGGACAAGACCGUGAUUGUGAGUGAGGAUUACAUUGGAAUAGCGGUGCUUAGAUUGAUGGAAUAUGAAAGAGCAAUAGUCGAAGGGGCAGGAGCUUCAGGGCUUGCUGCACUUUUAGCUGGGCUUCUUCCAGAGUUGAGAGGGAAAAGAGUUGUUAUUCCAUUGUGUGGAGGAAACAUUGAUCCAACUGUGCUUGGUCGUUGCAUUGAAAGAGGUUUAUCAUCUGAUGGUCGACUCAUUCGUUUCAUUGUUAAUGUUAAAGACAGACCAGGUGGAAUUGCUGAAUUAGCCCAACUUAUAUCGUCCAUUGGUGUAAGCAUUAAAGAUUUCUACCACGAACGAGCUUGGAUGACUUCAGGCAUAUUUAGCGUUCAGAUCAAAAUAAUCGCAGAAGUACGAAACCGAGAACAUGGAAUAGACCUGAGAAGAUUGCUGAACAAUCGCUAUGGGGACGAUCUAAUGUGGAACACCGACCAUACAGCGACCUACACACACUAGCUCUACGUGAUCACUAUACCGCGCGCAUUUGCU
This is a messenger RNA of Dendronephthya gigantea, 1434 nucleotides long. RefSeq names its product L-threonine ammonia-lyase-like. The record is from RefSeq and is a predicted model, not a curated record. Gene Ontology annotation, biological process: L-threonine catabolic process; L-serine catabolic process. The coding region runs from base 1 to 1401 and encodes 466 amino acids. The transcript has 13 exons. Gene Ontology annotation, molecular function: L-serine ammonia-lyase activity; threonine deaminase activity. Lineage: Eukaryota; Metazoa; Cnidaria; Anthozoa; Malacalcyonacea; Nephtheidae.